CGCGUGUCGGAAAAGUUCGCGAAUUUUCCCGAACGCCUCGCGUGAGUUUCCGGCAGAGAAGCAAUCCAGCGUCUAACGCAGCGCAAUAUAAUAAAAACGGCGUUUUUAAAGGUUGUGAAUACUUGAUUUGUGUCGUGAAGUGUCCGUGAUGUCCGUGCUGUGUUAUAAUAAAGGCUGCGGCCAGAGGUUUGAUCCAGAAAGCAACCCUGAAGAUGCAUGCACGUACCAUCCGGGAGUUCCUGUGUUCCAUGAUGCUCUGAAGGGUUGGUCGUGUUGUAAGAGACGCACGACAGACUUCUCAGAUUUUCUUAGUAUUGUGGGCUGCACUAAAGGUCCUCAUAACAGUGUGAAGCCUCUGGAGCCUGUGAAACCAGACGUGAAGGUCUCUGGAGAGAAGAAAGAGCUGGAGGAUCUCAAACCCAGGUUUAACGAGUACGUCAUCCAGGCGCCCAAACCGCUGGAGUUCAUACAGAGACCCAGCUCUGAUGAGCCGCUGGUGGAGAUUCAGAGGAAAGUGGCUCCGUCUCUCAGUCAGGCGCUCGAGAAGCUCAGACUCGCCGGCGAUGAGCAACCUGAAGAAAAAGACGAGGACGGAGGUGAGGUCAAAACGGGGACGACUUGUAAAAAUGGAGGCUGCUCGAAGACAUACAAUGGACCGAAGACUGAUGAGGAGAUGUGUUCAUAUCAUCCCGGGGUGCCCAUCUUCCACGAGGGGAUGAAGUACUGGAGCUGCUGUAAGAGGAAGACAUCAGAUUUUAACUCCUUCCUGUCUCAGGAGGGCUGUAAUAAAGGAUCACACCAGUGGAGGAAAGACACGGGAAAGAAAGUGGCUCCAUGUAGAUUUGAUUGGCACCAGACAGGAAGUCAGGUGACCAUGUCCAUCUAUGCCAAGAACUCGAACCCUGAGCUCUGUUCUGUGGAAGCCAACAGCGUCUCCCUCAAAAUACAUCUAAACUUUGAGGGAGAUAAAGAGUUUGAGCUGAAGAUGAAUCUGUGGGGCGUGAUUGACAUCAGUAAGAGUGUCGUUAACAUGAUGGCUGCUAAAGUGGAGGUAGUCAUGAAGAAGGCGGAGCCUAUGACCUGGGCCCGGCUGGACCUGCCGCCUCCGAAGCCUGAACCGACCAAUGAGAAGACAGAGAAUCAAGACGGAGAGCGAGUGAUUGCUUGACGAGCCGGACGGAAACCUGCAGUCACCUUACAGUCACCACACACUGUUCAACUAAGAAACGCGAAGAGAUUAUUUAUUCAAUUCAUUAGAAAAUGAUAAUAUCGGAUGAGCACGACAACAGUAGACUAUUUAAUUUGACGUGAAUGAAAAGCUGUGAGUGAUGGAAGUACAUUUAAACAAUCCCUCAUUAUAAUUAUCAAUGGUAAAAAUGUUGUAUAUUAGUUGUCUUUAACUGUUGAUGACGUUUAUAUAACAUCAACUUUUACAAUUUGUUUUCACCCAUCAGAAGUUAAAAGUUUUCUGGAUAUUUUUGUCCAUUGUAAAUUUGCAAUUACAUAUUUCAUUGGGUGAACAACUAAUAAGCAUAACCAUCUCUCACAGCCUUGUUUUCAUUGGCGUCAGAUUUAAUAUGUCAUCAAUUUCUACUCAAGUCUUUCUUGAACGGUUUCAGAUAUCAUUUGUUUUUUUACUUGAAGUACCAUCAUUAUUAGCUGAGGAUUUGGUUUAGACUUGUUUUCACGGUCUCUGUCUGUAAUGUGGUCGAUUCUUCUAAUACGUGAGUGUUGUCAGCAUUUACACAGGCAGAUAAACUUCUUUUUGUUUGAUUUUUCCAUUUCACGUUGUUGUCUGAUUCACAGCCUUCUGAAUUCUCAUAAUUUCCUCUCAUGCACUUUCACCUACUCUUUUGCUCCUGUGAACACAUGCCGUGUAGACUUACUCAGGUUUGGUUUAAAUCCAACUAGAAAAAGCGCAGUAAAUCAUGAAAAACCAUGCAUUUGCAUCUGAAUUGAUCUUUUAUGGCACUGUCUCAUGUUACUGUAAACAUUAAAUCAUUGUACCGUACUCUCA
Molecule: messenger RNA, 2017 nt
Organism: Carassius auratus (goldfish)
Lineage: Eukaryota; Metazoa; Chordata; Actinopteri; Cypriniformes; Cyprinidae
Gene: chordc1a
Product: cysteine and histidine-rich domain (CHORD) containing 1a
Exons: 11
Coding region: 149-1168 (339 amino acids)
Source: RefSeq, a predicted model, not a curated record